AUGGCCAUUUCCAACACUGUUUUGCUUGUGAUUUUGAUUAUCACCUUUGUAUUAAUACUAGGCAUAUUCUUCUUAGUCGGGUUUUGCUUUGCAUCUUGGUGUCCGUUCUUGUUUAUUUGUUCUAAACGAAGAAAGGCAAGAAUAACUUUAAAGAACUUUUUAAUGAAUCCGCCCAGUUCUUCUAAUUUGGUUUCUCCAACUUCCAAGGGAUUAAACGACCUAGAGAAUCAGCCAGUCGUAAUAGAACAAAAUACCGACAGUGCUUCGAAAAUUGCCUUGAAUAGUUAUCCAAUGGAUUCGAACCAUUCAGCAAAGGUAUGUAAUGUGGCUCAAUCACAAGCUCCUAAUGGGAAUUCUCCCAACAUUGAUGAGACUCACGAUCUGGAUUUUAAAAGUGUUUUAGAUAAUUUUGAUAAAUCUGAUUCAAGCAGUAAUUCACAUAAUUUUGUAGAAGAAAGUCGAAAUGAAUCGGACUUAAUGCAAACUUUGAUUGCACAUCCAUCACAGAACGCAGAAUCAAUAGCUCAAAGUGAAUUUGAUACAUAUUCGCUUACUUUAUUGUUACAAUAUUUAAUACAAACUUCUACAAAGCCUGACGAUCAAGCUAUUAGAAAAGUGAGUGAUCCAUUUCUGAACAAUUAUAUUAGUGUUGGUGAAAAAGUUGUUAUUGUGAAAUCAUUCAUUGGGAAAACUGAUAGUGAAUUUCCAUCAUUACAAACUGGUGAUCUAUUGAGAAUUAUUAAAUUUAUUGUUCAUGAUAGUGAAGAUUCAGAUGAAGCAGCAGGUUCUAUCAAAUCUAUACGAAUGGCUCCUAAAACCCCCACAAAAACUAGAAAGCAAAAUUAUCAACCUACUUCAGCGAUCACCCUUGAGAGCUCUAAUGAAUCAUUCUCGAGUGAGAUUAUAAUUGAUAAAUCCGAUCCCAUUCACAAAAAUAUUUAUUGUGUAGGUUUAUUACUCAAUUCUUAUCUAGAUUUCAAUAAUGAUCAAUUGAAAUUGAAAUUAAAAGUACAAGAAACUUCUAGUGAAGAAGAAGCAACUGAGGAUUUAAUUAAAGAGUUUCCAUUAAACAUAGUUUCUUUGGAGACAACUGUUGUCAAAUCAGUAUUGGCGGGGGAAGUGGAGGAAAUGGAGGAGGAGGGAGAUGAACUAGGUUGA
Candida dubliniensis CD36 is the source of this 1158-nucleotide messenger RNA. RefSeq lists its product as uncharacterized. The transcript has a single exon. The record is from RefSeq and is a predicted model, not a curated record. Lineage: Eukaryota; Fungi; Ascomycota; Pichiomycetes; Serinales; Debaryomycetaceae. Bases 1 to 1158 code for a protein of 385 amino acids.